Dibothriocephalus latus is the source of this 368-nucleotide messenger RNA. The record is from the annotation of a GenBank genome assembly. Lineage: Eukaryota; Metazoa; Platyhelminthes; Cestoda; Diphyllobothriidea; Diphyllobothriidae.
CUUCCACAGACGACAGUACGUUCGCUUCUCGGCCACCGUCCUCACUGGUAUUGCAGACACCUUCCGCGGUCCAGACUGGCCUAUCCACUAACAAACAAAACGUCCUCCGCAGAGUCCCCUCAAAUCCGCAACUGCCCCGACGCGUUGCCAGCUCCGCCAAGGCCGUGAAGGAUCGGUGUGGUGAAGCUGGCGUAGACGGCGAUGCUGGUGAGGAGGCUUGCGGCUUUACUGAUUCAUCUUUGUCCGGAAGUGACUCAGAGGGAGAAGCGCAGGAGGGCCAACAGGAACUCGCCUGGUAUGUCAUCUACGAGGGUCGGGCCAAGGAAGUGACAGUCUGUAAUCUGACGCCAGGUUUGACCCUGCAAUUC